UCGUGCGCGCGUUUUUUCUCAGUUUACGCGCGCGCUGCAUGAAGUGUAGUAGUAACUCGGUUGUUGAUUAUCGGCGUUAAGAGGAGUUUUGUGUUCAGACCCGGAGUUUAGUGAUCAGUCAGAGGGUCAGGAUGUUUAGUCCCCGCGGAGCCGCAGCAUCGGGACGCCGGCACACGGCGAGGGGCGGCGGCAGGAAGAGUGUCAACACGCCGGGGGCCGGACUGCUGUUCUCCCCGCGCAGAGGGUCCGCUCUCACUCCCAACCGAGCGACUCCCACACGUGUACAGAGCUGUGCCACGGUGGACUCGGACCAUUUCGACGUGCAGACGUUCGGGUCGACUCUGCCCGUCAAAGUGAUGGAGGCUCUGACCGAGGCACAAGUGGAUGACCAGAUCUCGGUGAGGGUGAGGGUGGAGGAGUCUGGCUGGGCGUGGAUGGUGUGUGGAGAGAGGCUGAUCAUUUGGAAGAUCUGUCAGACCGCAGUGGCGAAGCUGUCUGUGUGUAAGGACCUCCAGUUGUCCCCCAGUGAGUACGCCUACAGCGCUGAUCUCAUCUCUAUCAGCUCGUCCUCUUCACUGGAGUCAGCGUCAGUACAGUCGGUGUGUGUGCUGGCGGUGUCUCCAGAUGGUUUGGCCCGGUUCUGGCCCAGUCUGGCCCACGAGGGGACGUACACAGAGACGCAGGCUGACCUGGGAGGACACCUGUGUAACUACGUGACAGCAGUCAGGGGAUCCAGCUUCAUCGUGUCCUCAGACCGUGGACAGUUACUGCGGGUGGGAGCGGAUGCGUCCGGGAGGCUCUAUCAGCGGCCAGUGCAGCAGGGACAGGGCGUGCUGUCUGGGAUCGGACGCCGCGUCUCCAGUCUUUUCGGUCUCCGCAGCCCUCCAGCCGACACGACCGUCCAUAGUGUGUUGUGGACGCCGCACUCAGGGUGUCUCUACACACUCACCUCGUGUGGGCUGAACAAAUGGGAGGUCGGGGACACCAUGGAGGUCCAGGUCCUGAGCUGGAACGCCUGCCCCGUCCUCUCCGACAGCAUCGCCGAUGCCAUCUGGGGUUCGGAGAGUAACUACGCUGAGAUGAGGGAGGGAGUAAACGUUGCGUAUCUGGACAUGAAACUCAGUCAUGCUGGCCUGGUGGUGUUGGCUGCAGCGUGGCAUCCUGACGAUACUCCGUGUUUGGCGUAUUUCUGCCUGGCCACGCUCCCGGACACCGCACUACCCGCAUCAGACGAACUCUCUGUAGAGGUCACCAGGUACAACCCACCGUUUCAGAGCGAGGAGGAGCUCCAUAAGAUGCGAUUGGUGUUGCCUCAGAUGAAGAGUCCUGCAGCGUAUCUCUAUAACGAGGAGCUGGUGUACACGUGCACCACCGGCACCGUCCGCAGCGGCCUUCCAGAAGAGAAACUCGCCUUCAAUGCCUCGGGUGACCGUAUCCGAGGUGGCGGCGUUUGCGCCAACUUGCCCGUUUUUUUCUCCCAGAUGAACGGCCUGGUCGCCGUGGUACCCAGAGAGAGCGCCUCCAUCCUGCCAGAGACCAUGGAGGACUCCCUCUGCACCUCGCUGGCCGGACCUGGACCUGAGGGGACUCUACUGGAGACGCUGCCUAAAAUGGACGCGGUGGCACAAGAGGACAAAACCAAGCUGCUGAAACAAGCCUUUCUGGAGUUCUGCCGCAAUCGUGUAAUGGAAGCCCAGAAGAUGACGGACGAGCUCUUCCCCGAUGAUGGAGAGGGCGGGGCAGGAGCAGAGCUAGACGUGCUGGUGACUCAGAUCGACUUGGACCUGGUGGACGAUUACCCUGCGUCGGAUCCCCGCUGGGCCGAGUCCGUGCCUGACGAGAACGCCGGCUUCUCUCUGACUUCGCUGAUCCUGCUGCACCAGCUGGAGGACAAAAUGAAGGCUCACCACUGCUUCAUGGACUUCCUGCUGCAGACCGGGCUCCUGGACCGGCUCUCCUCGACGACGGUGCGCUCGUCUCCCAUGGCGACCCGGCUGUUGCUAUGCGAGCAUGCGGAGAAGCUGUCGGCGGCCAUCGCGCUGAAGAACCACCACAGCAAACAGCCAGAGCUGGUGAACGCCGCCAUUGCCGCCACGCUGAGGAGGAACGGCGCCAGGGUGCCCUCCAGCCUCACGCCCGCGGAUGUCUUCUUUAGAGAGGUGUCUCAGAUCUCGUCGAUCUUCGAGCCCCUGCUGGACGAGGAGGAGAGGUGUCUGAAGGAGAACGCCGUGACCUCUGUGAAGUGGGCCGAGGUCGUCCUCAAUGUCAACCUCAUCGUCAAGGACAUGCUCCAAGCAGCAGUGCAGUACAGAGAGAGUAAAGCGUCACUCUACAGAGCAGCAGAAGGCGCAGCUGCGGAGCCUGAGUACAUCCCCUGGACAGCGUCGGGUGGAGUGGGCGGAGUCCGUACCGUCAUCUCCCGACAGCACGACGUGAUCCUGCGCAGCGUGUAUCCUCACGCCGACUCGGGGCUCCGUAACGCUCUGAGUGAACAGCUCGUGGCGCUCCUGGACUCGCUGCUCGGCGGCUACGUGGCCCAGCUCAACUCCCUGCGUCGCCCCGGGCGACAGGACCGCUACGACGCCCUGGAGAUGGAGUACACGCAGCGCCGCUCCGAACUGCUCUCGCCGCUACUGGAGCUGGGUCAGUAUCAGUGGGUGGCAGCUCUGGCUGAAAAGUACUGCGAUUUCGACAUCCUGGUGCAGAUGUGCGAGCAGACGGACAAUCAGACCCGCCUGCAGAACUACAUGACCAAAUUCGCUGACCAGAACUUUGCGGACUUCCUGUUCCGCUGGUACAUGGAGAAGGGGAAGCGAGGGAAGCUGCUGUCUCAGCCCAUCGCGCAGCAUCAGCAGCUCGCCAGCUUCCUGCAGGCCCACGAACACCUGAGCUGGCUGCACCACAUCCACGUCCAGGACUUCCAGAGUGCCCACCACACCCUGUACAGUCAGGCCAACACAGAGACGCGCUACUUCAGCAAGAAGAAAACACUCCUAGCGCUCAGCAAACUCACAGCUCUGGCCUCGAACAUGCCCGAACCCCUGCAGCGCAAACACGUAGACGACAUUGUGGAGCAGGAGCGCUUUCUCCUCCAUCAGGAGACUCUUCCGAAACAGCUGCUGGAGGACAAGCAGCUGAACCCAGACACCAUGCCUCUACUGAGUGCACAUAACCUCAUUGAUCUGUAUAUAUGUGAUGCAAACCGCAGUGCUAAUGAGUACGACUUCAAGAAAGCCCUCGACCUGCUGGAGUACAUAGACAAGGAAGACGCAGUGGACAAUAAGGACCUGAAGUGUGCGAUUUUCAGCAAAGCUUUGAAGAAAGACUGGAACGAAAACUGGUCAGCGUCAGACAGCACAGACGAUCCUCUGGAGGCGGCUCGAGACAGCAUCUUCGUUAAAAUUCUCCAGAAACUCAUUCAAGAAGGUGUCCCUCUGAAGGACUAUCUCCCCGAUGUGAAGGAGCUGCUGCAGGUGGACGAGCUGGACGCUCUGAAAUCCAAACCCUUCUUCGAGUUCUUACUGAGAGCAAACUACGAGCACUUCGUCCAGUCGCAGAUGUGACCUGCCGCUCCUCUUCUCCACUUUCUGUCCUCCACUCUCCACUUUUUUUUUGUUCUCGUUGUUUAUUUUUUCGAAUAAAUAAUGUAUUUGUCUAUCA
Clarias gariepinus (North African catfish) is the source of this 3660-nucleotide messenger RNA. It is a transcript of the gene nup133, whose product is annotated as nucleoporin 133. The record is from RefSeq and is a predicted model, not a curated record. Gene Ontology annotation, cellular component: nuclear pore outer ring. Gene Ontology annotation, biological process: poly(A)+ mRNA export from nucleus; transcription-dependent tethering of RNA polymerase II gene DNA at nuclear periphery; protein import into nucleus. The transcript has 26 exons. The coding region runs from base 132 to 3563 and encodes 1143 amino acids. Lineage: Eukaryota; Metazoa; Chordata; Actinopteri; Siluriformes; Clariidae. Gene Ontology annotation, molecular function: protein binding; structural constituent of nuclear pore.